This is a messenger RNA of Limanda limanda (common dab), 1095 nucleotides long. RefSeq names its product dual specificity protein phosphatase 19-like. Bases 180 to 947 code for a protein of 255 amino acids. Gene Ontology annotation, molecular function: JUN kinase phosphatase activity. Gene Ontology annotation, cellular component: cytoplasm. Lineage: Eukaryota; Metazoa; Chordata; Actinopteri; Pleuronectiformes; Pleuronectidae. Gene Ontology annotation, biological process: protein dephosphorylation; regulation of MAP kinase activity. The transcript is spliced from 6 exons. The record is from RefSeq and is a predicted model, not a curated record.
UUCUGGUUUUCAGCGUCCAUCGCUGCAGCAGAAUCUGUCUCACUCCUUUAUCUCGUGUUCUCUGAACUCCAGCUUCUGCGUGUUAUCAUUUACACCUCAAGCUCCGAUGGUUGAAGGAUUUCCUGGAUUCACUUUGAUUUCAAACCGUUUAAAUCAGAUCAGCUGUAAACCCUGGUACGAUGCAGUCACUGGGUCAGGAGAUCCACGGCUUCUCCAAAAACCGUCUGAGGAAGCAGUGCACGCGUGUUACCACGGUGACGGGUCGGAAACUUCUGGAGACGAGGAGCGACGGGGCCGAGGGAGAGGUGGAGCGGGUGGAGGAGCUGGAGGAGGGAAGUGGAUGUGGAUUUGUAGAAGAUAAAAGUCUGGACCUUCAAGUUGGUGUCGUUAGAUCCUUCCUGCUACUGGGCUCUCAGGAUGCAGCCCACGACUCGGACACCCUGCUGAGAUGUAAGGUGUCUCAUGUGCUCAACGUGGCCUACGGAGUAAACAACCUGUUCCCAGAUCAGCUGGUGUACAAGACGCUGCAGAUCCUGGACCUCCCAGAAACUGACAUCACUUCUUAUUUGGAAGAAUGCAGCUCCUUCAUCGACCAGGCUCGAGAACAGGGGGGUGCUGUGCUGGUCCACUGUAACGCCGGCGUGUCACGCUCCUCCUCCGUUGUGAUUGGCUACCUGAUGUUGCGGGAGGGGCUCCUGUUUGAUGAUGCGUUCAGCCAGGUGAAGCUGGCGAGGCCCUCGACUCGUCCGAACCCUGGAUUCUACCAGCAGCUGCAGAGCUACACACCAGGGACUACAGCAUCAAUUCAGGUGAAGCUGGCGAGGCCCUCGACUCGUCCGAACCCUGGAUUCUACCAGCAGCUGCAGAGCUACACACCAGGGAGUGUAUGUCUCACAGAACAUAUUUUGUACUAUUUUGAAUUCUUAUCAAUGUUUUCAUCAGCCUAAAGAGAAAAUUAGAUAUUCAAGAUAUGUUUUCUGCAUUUAAAGAAUGUACAUUGUCUUUUUUCUGUUGCCAAAUGCCCAGUGUGUCUUUUCUCUGAGGUUUGCGUUAAUUUCUAUGUUUUCUAAUUAAAGGACGAACCCUUUUUCCUGA